This is a messenger RNA of Rhizophagus irregularis DAOM 181602=DAOM 197198, 1072 nucleotides long. NCBI's taxonomy places the organism in Eukaryota, Fungi, Glomeromycota, Glomeromycetes, Glomerales, Glomeraceae. The record is from RefSeq and is a predicted model, not a curated record.
CUUAUAAUCAGUUGCAGUAUAUUUUAAUCAUAUUUAAUUAUCUUCUUUCUUAAUAUAGACAACCACUCCUUAGAAAUAAAAUAAAUCAAAUUAUAAUGGCGUUUUUUACACGUGUAAUACGCGCAAUGGAAAAAAUAUCACCAAUAUCAUUAGCAGAACAUUCAUGGGACAAUGUAGGAAAAUUAAUAGAACCACCAUAUCCAAGACAUUUUCCUUCGCGAGUACUUCUUACAAUAGACUUAACUCCUUUAGUAUUGGAGGAAGCUUUAGCCGAUAAACAAAUUGGAGUAAUUAUAGCAUAUCAUCCACCAAUUUUUCGUCCUAUUAAAAGAUUAAAUUUAGAUAAUGCUAAACAAGCUAUUGUAUUAAAAUGCGUUGCUCAAGGCAUUGGUGUAUUUAGUCCUCAUACUGCUAGUGAUUCGUGUGUCGGUGGAGUUAAUGAUUGGCUGGCCAAAGGACUUGGGGCAGGAACUAUAAAACCCAUAGCUCCUGCUCAAAAUCCACCUGAAGGUCAUGAGGAAGCCGGAACUGGUAGAAUGUUCACUUUGGAUCAACCAGCCCCACUCUCAACUAUAAUUGAAAGAGUAAAACAACAUCUAAAGCUCCGAUAUGUUAGAGUAGCUACAACAAAUAAACAUUCAUCUGGAGAAUUGAUUUCAACGAUUGGAAUAUGUGCUGGUUCAGGAUCUUCAGUACUUUUGCCUGCAACAGCUGAUUUAUAUUUUACAGGAGAAAUGUCUCAUCAUGACAUUCUUGCUGCAUUAGAUAAAAAUACUAGUGUAAUCUUAUGUGAGCAUUCAAAUACGGAAAGAGGAUAUCUUUCAGAAGUAUUAAAGCCAAAGUUAGAACAAUUAUUAAAGGAAGGUAAGGAAGAAAAAAUAGACGUAGUUGUAAGCAAAGUAGAUAAAGAUCCGUUGGAAACUGUAUAAGCAAAAAAUUGAAAAAUUAUACAUAUUUAUAAAUGCAUGAAAGUAAUUAGUUAUUGAUUAAUUUAAAUACAAUCAUAUUUAUUAAAAAUGAUAGUAUUAAAAAGUUAUCAUACAAUGGUAAUACAGAAGUAAAUAAUAAUAAU